Fraxinus pennsylvanica is the source of this 825-nucleotide messenger RNA. Lineage: Eukaryota; Viridiplantae; Streptophyta; Magnoliopsida; Lamiales; Oleaceae. The record is from the annotation of a GenBank genome assembly.
AUGAGGCCUCAGCUACGCUUGCAUAUAGAGGAAAAUAUUAUGGACCAAGAGGAACAGUCAAACAACAUCAGAAGGGAAGAACCAGAUCACCUCCAUCAAAGAAUAAAGCACCGUGCGGCAAAUGUAGGAGGACUAACCAUACCGUGGACGCAUGCUGGGAAAUCCAUGGAUAUCCUCCCAACCACAAGCUCCACAAACCGUCAUUUUGUUCUAAGGAUUACAAGGCUUCCUGUGAAAUAUGACAAUGAGUUGGAGAUGAUUGGAAGGAAAUUGAAAAAGAACAGUGUAGCUCUUGAUAUUGUUAACUUUGGUGAGGAAGAUGAGAGAAAGCCCAAGAAGCUUGAGGCACCGGUUGUUGCUGUGAAUAAUAAUGAUAGAAGUCAUGUUAUGCAUGUUCCUCCUGGUCCAAGUGCUCUUUUUGAUAUGCUUAUCAGAAAGUUCCACAGAGAAUUUUAUCUGGGUAUUGCUUUGUUUUGGUGGGAAAAUGGGAAGUUCAGAAAAAGAGUUGUUGUUGUGAUCAUGGUGGGUGGACCCUCAAAAGAUAAAUGGACUAACAAACAUACACAGCUUGGUGAGGUUAAGAAUAAAUUUCAACAAAUUCAAGAAGCCUAUUCAGAUCAGAGCAAGAGGACAAUGCCAUAUGAUCCUGACGACGAGGAAGUCGAAGGACAUACAAUGUUGAGGAGCUACAAAAUGUGUUUUGAGAUAGGGCUCGAGGAUUUGAGAUUCCUGAAUGGACAACUCAACAAUCCAAGUAUGGGUGGCAAUGUUUUGGUGAUCUUUUUGAUUGCUUUUCUAGGGUUCCUAUUUGUGCCUAAUGCUUAA